This is a messenger RNA of Bursaphelenchus xylophilus (pine wood nematode), 919 nucleotides long. The record is from the annotation of a GenBank genome assembly. NCBI's taxonomy places the organism in Eukaryota, Metazoa, Nematoda, Chromadorea, Rhabditida, Aphelenchoididae.
AUGAGGGUGUCGUUUAGACGGUUAAUCUAUUUAAUCGUCUGCACAUUAGCUGGUGUCUGGCUAAUUGCCAAUGUCAACUACCAACAGGAGGAGCCCAGGUAUUUAUUUUCCCAAUUGUGUGAUUUGCGUUUAGGGUCGAAAUUCCUUCUGAUCAUCAUCUCUGUGUGUUGAUUCCUUUCCGAAAUGUAGAACACGAGCUUUCGAUUUUGAUUCCCGAAUUGGAUGCAUUCCUUCUGAAUCAAUCAGUUAAACAUUCUUUUCUUGUAUUAAAUCAAACCGACUCAUAUCGCUUCAACCGAGCUUCUUUAAUCAAUGUAGGAUGGCUAGAGGCUGAUAAAAUUGGCUGUGAUUACAUGGUGAUGCAUGAUGUAGAUAUUGUACCCCUGAAUCCUAAUCUCAAUUACCGAUAUCCAGGGGAGGGAGUUAUUCGUCACAUUUCUUCGGGAGAUUAUCAUCCAAUUAAAAGAUACAACUAUAAGAAGUUCAUUGGAGGUGUUUUGAUGUUAACCAUGAAAGACUUCAAAAAAGUAAAUGGAAUGUCUAACAAGUAUUGGGGUUGGGGGUUGGAAGAUGACGAGUUCUAUAUAAGAAUGAAGUAAGUUUUCUUAAUAUCUAUUCUUUUUCAUUUAGAGAGAAAAAUCUGACGUCCAAUAUUGAAAGGCCAAGAAAUCUGACGACGGAUCGACACAAUACCUUCAAACAUAUACACGGACCUGAAAGAAAGAGAGAUUACGCAAUGAUCGGACCCCAGAAGAAGAUGUCCCGGAAACGGGAUAGGAUAAGUGGGCUUGACACUGUCCAGUACACCAUUGUCAAACGGGAAAAUUUGAUGUUUGGAGAUCAAAAAAACAUUCCGGUAUUAUCAAUACACAUCCAACUGGUCUGCGACUUUACCUGGACGCCGUAUUGCACUUUUUGA